CGUCUUUUCCCGCUUUCUAGCUUUGGCAGACGAAAGAGUAAACAGAUGAAAAAAAAACCAUUUAAAAUACGCCAUAUUGUUGAUGAUUGUUCACUGUCAACGUGCACAAGAGAUGCAUUGAUUAAAAUAUACAUAAGAUAACGCAGUCAACUUUUUUCGUUUAUAAGUAAUUCCCAUUUGAAGUAGCUCGAUUAUUCCUUCAUCCAUAAGUUCGUGAUAUUGCCACUACAGGUCGUUGUUAACGCUGAGUUUCGUUUGCGACAGUGAGUUUGGUGAGUUUGCACGGAGUGAGGAGAGGCGGUAUUCGGUAGCGACAAGAGUAUAUACAUGCUCAGAAUGUUGUACAUCGACGAUAUAUACUUUCCUUCACGAGUCCUUUAACGCUUACAAACGCAAUGGGCUUUUCUCGACGCAUUUAACGUCUGCCAAAACGAGGAUUUUUUUCAGCCAAGCGUGAGGCGGGGGGCCCCCACGAGGAUCACGGAGUUGAAAUUCGUUUAGUGCCAAACGUGACGAACGCUGAGCCACACGCUUCGUAGAUAGCGCGAGAGAAACCCUGAGGAACAAGAAGGAGCUCGUCGAUGUACGACGUGCUGUGAUUGUUUAUGUGGAAGUCCAUUUGACGUCAAACUGGAAAAGUAACUCGCUGUCCUGCUGAGCCGCCUCCCCGCACGCAGCCGUCCCAACAGUAUUCACUUUUCUAGCACAACCCACGUCUCGCACUCCUGAUUAUGUCGGUAAAUUGGAGAACUACGAUACAGCAUUUAUUUGGGAACAGUUGUUGAGUAUCCUAACAAUGAGUUUUUCACUGGAAUCGCCAGAUACAAUUUUAGAAGCAUACAACUGAGAGAGUAUAUAUGGAAUCAAAAUGGCACGCAGACGUAAAACCGAAGUAAAAGCAUCUGAGAAAUCAUCUGAUAAAUAUAUACCUGUACGUAAAUCUAGCAGACAAAUAGCUAAGAAGCAAUUAGAAGAAAAAAAGAUAAAUGGAUACAUCACGCAAACAUCUUGCUCAAACAGUUCAGAAGAGUUUAAGUCUACUAGCGAAGGUCAUAGCCAAAUUCUUUCAAAGAAAAAUCAAAAUUCUCUGAAGAAACAUAACAAAUGUAAAGGUACUUCCAGCAACAGUGUAAUUGUAAAUAGUGAAUAUGCUUUAUACAAUGCUAUUCAACAUAAACGAGAUACAGGUGAAAGUGACAGUCAAGAUGAUAUGGAUAAUAUGAUUAAAAAUUCAGAAAAACUUAGUCCAGAGGAUGUACAGCAAGUUGUUAUUGGUAAUCCAAGUCCAAGCAAUGAAUCUUUAUCUGCAUCUGCACCUGCAUCAACCAAGGCUGAAACGUGGUCAGAAGAGGUCAUAGAGGAAAUGAUAAUCUGUGAAGAAAUGCAAGUGGAGCAAGAUGUUGGUGACAACCAUUAUUCUUUGGCACAGAGUGAUGGUAUAGUUGAAGAGGUAUUACUUGAGAAUGAAUCUAAUCUAGAAAACAAAAAUUUUGUAGAAUUUACUGUGAUACAGAAUAAGGAUGAUAACGAAUCCAUGAUAUCUAAGUCAGAAAAAAUUUUGAACACUGAAUAUCAUGCUAUUAAAAAAAAUGUUAUAAAUAGUGUACAUAUGAAUAAAUCAGAAAAUUCCAUAUCAGCCAUACAUACUGAUGAAUUGGUAACUUCAUGCAGUAGUGGGAAUAAUAAUGCCACAGAUUCUAAUACAGAUAAAUCUUACAUUAAUAAAAAGAAAGUUUUAUUAGAAGGUGGAAGUAGCAAAAAACAAAAAAAGACAAUUUAUGAUAAAAUUACAAAGGAAAUUUCAGAAUCAAUGGCCAGCAAAAUUUAUUUAUGUUCCACUAAAGAUGAUUCUGGUUCUUCUACCGAGGAAGAUAACUGCAAGCAGGAAUGUAAAGUAAACUUAGAAGCAAAAAAUAUGAACAUAAAUUCAUUAAAGGAAGAUUCUUUUAAUAAAAUAGAUAAUAAACUGGCAAAUAUGCAGAUAAGUGAAUCUUCACAAGAAAUACAAAAAUUAGUGAAUGAUCUGUCUAGUGUGGAAAGCGCUGACUCUCUGAUACAAACUCCUUUAAAUAUGGAAAAACUGUCUUCAGUAGAACUAAAUAUUGAUGACGAAAGUAGUUCGUCAAUAUUAGAUAAGAUGGAGCAGUUACAUCGCUCGAAUGAUUCUGUUAGUUCUAACGAUAAGGAAAUAUUCUCGAAAACUAUAGAAUCUAACAAUAUCAUUAAAAAUCAAGAACAAAAUAUUUUAGAAUCCCACUCUUGCAUUGAUAGACUUCAAUGUACAGAUCGAGUUUCAUUAAAAUCGAAAAUUACACAAGACAAAAAGAGUACAAGUCAGCAAGAAAAGAAUUCAGAAUAUUUAACAGCUACUGAUGAAUAUCAAGAUAGUGAAGGAGAUAAUAAUAAAAUUGAUAAUGAAGAUAUCAAACUAUGCAGCAGCAGUGAAAAUAGUAAUGAUACAUUAUCAUCCCUUACUAAUUACAAAGGAAGAGAAUUUGAUAUAAAACAUGCAAUUAACAAUACGAAUGAUGUUGACAAAAAAAUGGAAUUUAGAGGCCGUAGUGGAAGCACUGAUACAAGUUCUGAAAAUAGUUCAAACAGUUCAGGUGUAAGACGAAGUAGUAGAAUUCGGUCUAUUGGAUUGAUGAAACAAAGAUCUCGCGGACGUGGUUUGGUUACAAAACCUAAUAUAGACACCUCAAAAGCUAUUCUUCAGCAAGAAAAAGAAAAAGUUGUUAAUAAUACGAAUUCUUCAAUUACUCAGGAAGUAAAAUUAGAUAACUUUGAGAUUCAGUGUGAUAAAGAAAAUAAUUCUAACAAGAUUUCAAUGUCGAUUGAUACUUUAACACCUUUAAGUACUAGUUAUAGUAUCACAGGAUAUGAUUCUGACUCUUCAAAACCAGUUAAAGUAAAAUCCCGUUGGCGAAGAUCGAGUGAGCUUGAAAUGGGUGGAUCAAGUGCAGGAUUUGGAUCUAUCAUUGCUCCUGUGUCAAUGCUUGGAUCAUCUAUUGCACUUCAAUUUGAAUCAGGACGUAAUGCACCAAUAAAUAUAGGAGAAUCUACAUCAUCAGAAUUAAAACAUAAUGCUGUUAAUACAAGUAUAAAAUUUUGUACAGAAAUAGGGCAAAUUAAAGAUGUACCAGUGCUAUCCAGUAAUGUUUCUACUAUUUCAACAGUAGCACAAAUUCCAAAAAUUAUAGGAGCAAAGAUUUCGUUGCCAAUGGUUCUUGAAACAGAAGAUAGAGAAAUGGAAGAAAGACUGAGUCAGUUUGAGCACUUGUAUGAAAAUUUGUAUCUUACAGAAAGAUAUACAAACAAGGAAACCAAAAGAAUGGUAUGCGAUUGUUUCUUAACUGAAGAAGAAAUUGAGAGAGGAGAACUUGGUUGUGGGGAAGAUUGCCUUAAUAGACUUCUCAUGAUAGAAUGUGGAUCUAGAUGCGUAGUAGGUGAUAGAUGUACAAAUAAAAGAUUUCAAAACUGUCAAUAUGCCAAAUGCGAAGUUUUUCGAACAGAGAAGAAAGGUUUUGGAUUACGUGCUGUUGUUGACAUAAUGGCGGGCGAAUUUAUAAUGGAGUAUGUAGGUGAAGUUGUAGAUCCAAAGGAUUUUAGACGUCGAGCAAAAGAAUACUCCAAAGAUAAAAACAGACAUUACUAUUUUAUGGCGUUGAAAUCUGAUCAGAUUAUAGAUGCUACGAUGAAAGGAAAUAUAUCCCGAUUUAUUAAUCAUAGCUGUGAUCCAAACGCGGAGACACAAAAGUGGACAGUAAAUGGGGAAUUACGGAUAGGCUUUUUUAACAAAAAAUUCAUAACUGCUGGCGAAGAAAUUACAUUUGACUAUCAUUUUCAACGUUAUGGCAAAGAAGCUCAGAAGUGUUAUUGUGAGGCACUGAAUUGUCGAGGUUGGAUAGGUGAAACACCAGAAGAAGAGAAGGAAAAAAUUGAAAAGAAAGAAACAGAGGAAAGAGAUACGAAGAAGAAAAUGGAAGAAAAGAAACCAGCUGAUGAUUAUAUGGAAGACGAGGAUUUGGAGGAAGAAAUAGAUAAAUUGUGUUCAGGUGGUUUGAAAAACCGUGCGCACACUUUAACAUUAAGUAGGUUAAUGGUUCGUAGCAGAGAAUUAGAACACAGAACUCGUUUGUUACGUCUUAUUCAAAGUGGUGAACAACCAUGUCGAAGAUUGUUUUUGGAUUAUCACGGACUACGUUUGAUUUGGAGUUAUGUUAUGGAUAUUGGUACAAACGAAUCGGAAGAAGCUCAACAAUUUCGCUUAGAUGUGCUGAAGACUCUAAAUACACUGCCAAUACCAAACAAGACAAUGUUAAUGGAUAGUAAAAUAUAUGGUGUAAUUGAGAGAUGGGCGAAAAAAUUAUAUCUUUCCCCAAAUACUGAUUCUCCAGAAGAUGAUCAGAUUAAAUCAAAGACGAGCUGUGAAGAAUUAAAUAGUAAUUCUGAUAGCAGUGAGAAAAAAAGUCUUGAUGAACGUCUAAAUGACAUUCCAGAUAAAAGUAAUAACAAUAUCGAAAGUUGUUUGGCAGUUGUUAGCGAAGUCAAAUCAGAGAAUACAGAUCUUAUUCCCGAUUUAGCUUCUAGUCUUCUUGCUGAAUGGUCUAAUUUAAAAGAAGUUUUUAGAAUACCGAAAAAAGAGAGAAUUGAGCAAAUGAAGGAGCAUGAAAGAGAAGCAGAUCGAGGAUACAGAGAAGAAUUAGAGAAAGAAGAAGAAAAGAGAAUCACGUCGUACGAUAGACAUAGAUCUGAUAGAUAUAGUCGAAAUGAUAUAGACAAACGUGGUGAUAGGAGACGAGGACGAGAAUCUCCAGAAGCUGAUCAUAGUAGAACUGAUCAUAGUAGAACAAAAGAUAAAAGAGUAGAAGAACGGAGUCUAGUUCCUAUACCACGAAUGACAAAGUACGAACGUAGGCAAUUAUUUGCAUUGCAAGUUGCAAAAGAAGAAGAAGAAAGGCAACGUCGUCAACAACAAGAAUCAUGGCAAGAACAUGAAAAUAGAUGUUUGGCUUUGGGUAUAGAUCCUCAUACUACUGCCAUGGUUGACCCACAAACUGGUUAUCCUGUUUUUUAUAAUCCAACUCUAGGUCAAUGGCAACAUUAUUCCACUCAAGAUGGUGGAGAAGCGACACAACAAUGUACUCCUGUAUAUGUAGGAAGUGCUCCAUCUACUGGUAUAAUAGGUCAAAGUCCUCAUGUAUUAUCAUCAUCAAUGACAAAUGAUAUGUCAUCCGGAAUUACGACUGGUAUUCCACCUGGUGUACCACCACCAGUAGCUUACUCAUUAAGUCAAACUCCUGUGUUCAGUCAAACAUCUUCCUACUCUUUGAUAUCGCAUCCGCAACCGUAUACCGAAGGGCAACUACCUCUUUCAAACAGUUUAGUGUCUGUUCUUUACGGCAUUUCGUCUAUAUCAAUUAAAACGCUUCUUCAUAAUCGUAUCAAAAAUCCCGCAGAUCAACAAUUCUCUAAUCUUACGUCCGCGGAAAAUGUCACGAGUCGACCACAACCUGAAGUUCCGGCAAUAGAUUUGCCACCAAAAUGGAAGAGUGCGACGGAUAGCAGAGGUAGAACAUAUUAUUAUCACGUGAAGGAAAGAAUAUCGCAAUGGUUACCUCCACCACCCGAUCAUAUUGGAGUACAGCCAGAUUCGUCGUCUACCUCGGAAUCUAGUGAUGAAUCCAGUUCAUCAAAUGAGGAUGAUGAAGAUAUUGAUGAUGAUCAUAACGAAGAUCAAAGAAACGAUGAUAUGGAGGCAAGUAGCGUUCUAACAGACAGUUCUUUGAGCACAUCCAGGCCAAAUGUAUCUAAAAAAUUAAGUGGUCAUAAUCUGACUGGAAGUUCACUGCCGUUUCCCGAAUCUAAGAAGAGAAGAGAUGGAUUGGUCCAAGAAAGAAUUAUUAGUCCACGUAGGGAAGAUGAUCGUCUUGAUCAUAAGACGUAUAAGGAAAUGAAAGAUAAAUUACGACGACAGAAAGAAAGGACAAAACUAAAAGAUCAUGUUGAGAAAUUAAGAAAACAUAGACGAAGUAAUAAAUCGAAGUCUUACUCGCGACAUGGAAUGAACAAGUUGCAAUCAACAUCAGCUGAGAUGUCUCCUAUGUCAGAAAGGAAAAUUAAAGAUACAUUUAGAAUAAACAUGGCUAAUGUAAUGGUUCACUUCUUAAAUCCAUAUAGGAAAAAUGAUUGCAAACAAGGUAGAAUAACUAAUACUGAAGAUUUCAAGCAUCUAGCUAGAAAGUUAACACAUUUUGUACUUGCAAAAGAAUUAAAACAUUGUAAAAGCGUGGACGAAUUACAAUGUAAUGAAAAUGUUAAACAUAAAGCAAGAGAUUUUGUACGUAAGUACAUGAGCAAGUUCGGGGCAGUGUAUCAGAAAGGUACAGACGAGGAUUAGCUAUAAUUUAUAAAAUGAAAAAUUGUUAUUUAUUGCGAGCACACUUCGACUAC
Trachymyrmex septentrionalis is the source of this 6453-nucleotide messenger RNA. RefSeq names its product probable histone-lysine N-methyltransferase CG1716 (gene Set2). The coding region runs from base 869 to 6400 and encodes 1843 amino acids. Gene Ontology annotation, molecular function: histone H3K36 methyltransferase activity; protein binding. Gene Ontology annotation, cellular component: chromosome; nucleus. Gene Ontology annotation, biological process: regulation of DNA-templated transcription. The transcript is spliced from 14 exons. NCBI's taxonomy places the organism in Eukaryota, Metazoa, Arthropoda, Insecta, Hymenoptera, Formicidae. The record is from RefSeq and is a predicted model, not a curated record.